GCUGGAAGAGGCGCCUUGCUCUCUGGGCGGUGGCGGGCUUCGCAGCCUUGGCAGGACCAAUGCGGGAACCCCCAGGGGCUGUGGCGUGCGCCGCGGCCGUCGGCAGUGCACUCUUCCUGCUGCUCUUCGCGCUGGGGAUCCGUCAACUGCUGAAGCAGAGGCGGCCAGCGGGUUUCCCCCCGGGGCCAAGGGGGCUGCCGUUUAUCGGCAACAUCUGCUCCCUGGCCGCCUCCGCUGAACUUCCUCACGUCUACAUGAGAAAGCAGAGCCAGGUGUACGGCGAGAUUUUCAGUUUAGAUCUUGGAGGCAUAUCAGCAGUGGUUCUAAAUGGCUAUGAUGUAGUAAAGGAAUGCCUUGUUCAUCAGAGUGAAAUUUUUGCAGACAGACCAUGUCUUCCUUUAUUCAUGAAGAUGACAAAAAUGGGAGGGAGAAGACAUUGUCUUGGAGAACAUCUGGCUCGGAUGGAAAUGUUCUUGUUUUUUACAGCACUGCUCCAGCGGUUUCAUUUGCAUUUUCCAUAUGAAGUGGUUCCAGAUCUGAAGCCUAGGUUAGGCAUGACAUUGCAGCCUCAGCCCUACCUUAUCUGUGCCAAAAGACGCUGAAAGUUAUAGAUAUUUGGGGAAAUAAGGAUGUAUGUUUCCUUACCCCUGAACCUUAUUUAAUCUAAUCAGCGUGGUGUUUGGAUAAGUCACAGUAUCAUAAAGUCAAAUGAACACAGAUGUGUCAUUGAAAACAGCACUAGAGCAAAAUUAAGUAUUAACAAUGAUAUUUUUAAAGCUUCUAUGACUUCUAAAGUUAAAUUCUCUAUUGAGGAGCACAAAGGUUCAUAAGAUGCUGAGGGCCAUGGAUGUCCUAAGUAGAGCCACUUAUUUGGUGUAAGUUUUCUCUCAUCCUUUCUUGACUCCACAUGGUUUCUUACCUCAUGAGAGCUUGGCCUCCAAAUGCCAAUUCCUUUUUGACCAAGUGUCAGUCGAGUUUAAUAGAAGACUGUGGAAUUAAAAUGCAA
Molecule: messenger RNA, 1006 nt
Organism: Ictidomys tridecemlineatus (thirteen-lined ground squirrel)
Lineage: Eukaryota; Metazoa; Chordata; Mammalia; Rodentia; Sciuridae
Source: RefSeq, a predicted model, not a curated record